CGUAAUACGACAAAUAGCAGACUAUAUUAUUGUAUGGAGGAGUAAAUUCUACGGUUGCAUGAAUUAAAAAUGUUACUGUCUAGAACAAAACCUGCGGCCGGACCCGGAGUCGCACCCUCUAUCGAAUCACGUAGUAAAUCCAAAGUGCCUAGUUUGGAAGACUUUCUAAAGAAUAGAGAUUUUACGGGAGCGAUGACUUUAUUGGAGUUUGCAAAAAACAGUGGAAAGGGAAGUAUAGAAAAUGAUUUAUGGAUUAGUUAUUGUGCAUUUCAUUUAGGAGAAUAUAGACAUGCUAUGGAGAUAUAUGAAAAAGUAUUGAAAAAAGAUAAUGUGCCUCCUAUUGUAAAUAUAUACUUGGCAUGUUGUUAUUUUUAUUUGGGAAUGUAUAAAGAAGCUGAAAAUUUCGUUAAAAAAGGUCCAAGCUCUCAGUUACAGAAUCGUUUAUUAUUUCAUCUUGCUCAUAAAUUUGGAGAAGAAAAACAAUUAAUGACAUAUCAUCAGCAACUCCAAGAUAUUACAGAAGAUCAACUUUCUUUAGCAUCUAUACAUUAUCUACGAUCUCAUUAUCAAGAAGCUAUUGAUAUAUAUAAGCAUAUUUUAUUGGAUAACAGAGAUUAUCUUGCUCUUAAUGUGUAUGUUGCUCUUUGUUACUACAAACUUGAUUAUUAUGAUGUAUCACAAGAGGUCUUAGCAGUAUAUCUACAAAAUUUUCCUGAUAGUGCAACAGCAAUUAAUUUGAAAGCAUGCAAUCAUUUCAGAUUGUAUAAUGGAAAGGCAGCAGAAACAGAACUGAAAAGUUUACAAGAAAUGGCAUCACCUUCUUUUAAUUUUGCAAAAGAUCUUAUAAAACACAAUUUAGUUGUAUUUAGAGGAGGAGAAGGUGCCUUACAAGUAUUACCUCAUUUGGUAGAUGUGAUACCAGAAGCAAGAUUAAAUUUAGUAAUUUAUUAUCUUCGACAAGAUGAUGUACAUGAAGCUUACAAUUUAAUUAAAGAUUUGGAACCAGCUGUUCCACACGAAUACAUUUUAAAAGGAGUAGUAAAUGCAGCUAUUGGACAAGAACAAGGCUCUAGAGAACACUUAAAGGUUGCUCAGCAAUUUUUUCAAUUAGUAGGAGGAUCUGCCAGCGAAUGUGAUACCAUCCCAGGAAGACAGUGUAUGGCAUCAUGUUUUUUUCUUUUGAAGCAAUUUGAUGAUGUUUUAUUAUAUCUAAAUUCCAUCAAAAGUUAUUUUUACAAUGAUGACACGUUUAAUUUUAAUUAUGCUCAAGCAAAAGCAGCUACAGGAAAUUAUAAAGAAGCUGAAGAAAUUUUUUCUCUAAUUCAAAAUGAGAAAAUCAAAAAUGAUUAUGUUUAUUUAAGUUGGCUAGCCAGAUGUUAUAUAAUGAAUAAAAAAUCAAGAUUGGCAUGGGAAUUGUAUCUGAAAAUGGAAACUUCUGCAGAAUCGUUCAGUCUCCUUCAACUAAUUGCCAAUGAUUGUUAUAAGGUUGGUCAGUUUUUUUACGCUGCUAAGGCAUUUGAUAUUUUAGAAAAAAUGGAUCCAAAUCCAGAAUAUUGGGAGGGUAAGAGAGGAGCUUGUAUUGGAGUUCUUCAAAUGAUCAUUGCAGGAAAUGAACCAAAGGAAUCAAUACACGAAGUUUUACAAAUACUACGUAACACUUCUAAUCCUCAAGUCGAGAACAUUGUCCGAGCCAUGAAAAACUGGGCCAAAGAAAAUAGAGUUCCACUUUAAGAUCUUGAAAAGGCGGGAAGUUUUGGCUUUUCCAUCCAUUUAAGAGUAUGCAUUCCAUUCAUUAUUUUAAUAAAAAUAUCAAGAGCACAUUAUUUUAAUAAUCUGAUUGGAAUCUAAGCAUUCCAUUGUACUAGGAACUGCAAUUACAUCUUAAAGAAUUGUAAAUUUUCCACUUGUUCUAGUCAUAUCCACACAAUCUAAUUCUAGAGAUUUUUAAAGGUUAAACAUUUUGUAAAUCAUCAAAAUGGAGUUGAUGAAUUAUAAAUUAUUUAAUCUGAAAAUAUAUAUUUAAAAGAAAAUUUUGAAUUUCUUUUGUUUUUAAAGAACUGUAAAUAACGAAGUUUAAUAAAAGAAAAGAAAAAAAAACAGACAACUGUUUGCAUGGUGAUUACUUUAUUAAGUAGAUUAGGAAGUAUUAAAGUGAAAGGUAAUCUUUGUGCAGGAAGUCAAUUUUUUUGA
Messenger RNA from Centruroides sculpturatus (bark scorpion), 2190 nucleotides. It is a transcript of the gene Ttc26, whose product is annotated as intraflagellar transport protein 56-like. The record is from RefSeq and is a predicted model, not a curated record. Gene Ontology annotation, biological process: intraciliary anterograde transport; intraciliary transport involved in cilium assembly. The transcript has 18 exons. Gene Ontology annotation, molecular function: intraciliary transport particle B binding; protein binding. Lineage: Eukaryota; Metazoa; Arthropoda; Arachnida; Scorpiones; Buthidae. Gene Ontology annotation, cellular component: intraciliary transport particle B; ciliary base; ciliary basal body. The coding region runs from base 70 to 1731 and encodes 553 amino acids.